Messenger RNA from Saccostrea cuccullata (small rock oyster), 3063 nucleotides. Its product is annotated as steroid hormone receptor ERR2-like. Gene Ontology annotation, biological process: regulation of transcription by RNA polymerase II. The record is from RefSeq and is a predicted model, not a curated record. Lineage: Eukaryota; Metazoa; Mollusca; Bivalvia; Ostreida; Ostreidae. The coding region runs from base 464 to 1807 and encodes 447 amino acids. Gene Ontology annotation, cellular component: chromatin; nucleus. The transcript has 7 exons. Gene Ontology annotation, molecular function: estrogen response element binding; nuclear receptor activity; zinc ion binding.
GUGUAUUGGAUUUGGUAUAUUUGUAUGUACAAUUAGGUUAAUUAUGGAGGAUGCAUUUCUAAGUAUAUUACAAGAAAGUUAGUGUUCUUGGAUGUGUUAUUUUGGGCAGGCUUUCGUGUAUUGUUGCGUCAAUUAGGGUCGCAAUUGGAAGUUAUUUGUAGAGAGGUGGAAUCUAUGAUGGGAGUUUUGUGAAUGCAGAGUUCUUCACAGCAAAACAGUGACGUAAAACUGAGAUUCAUCUGAAGUAGGUGCUAUUUAUUAUAUAUCACAUGACUGAAACACUGGCCAACAUCAGUUAUCAAAGGCUUCAGUGAUAAAAGACAGAAAAAGAAAAUAGUGUAGAAAGUGACAAUUGCUGGUCCAGUAUUUUUGGAACUAUUGAAGAAAAAUCUUCCCGUGUGGUGAGAAACUCGAGAGAAAAAAAUAUAUUGAUAUUGAACAGUUCCCAAACUAAACAGGCUUCAUGAUGGAUGUCGAUAUUAUAAAGAUGGAGCCGGGGAGCCCAUUAGGUCUCAGUCGAUGUGGCCAUUCCCUGUCCUUGGAAGAAAGCUUCGGCCGCGACGUCUUUGCAGACUAUCACAAUGACGACUACGGCUCAGAUGGUUCUUACCAAGGAAACAGUGCAGACAAUAGUGGUAACAUAUCCCCUUGCAGCAUUGAUGAAAGUCCAUCUCCCAUUGACACACGCAAAUUAGACUUCAUUAACAAUAUUGCUACUUCCAUCACAAAUUCCAUUAAUUGUGAUCAGGACAACAUUGAGUUACCAAAGAGACUUUGCUUGGUGUGUGGUGAUGUGGCAUCAGGCUACCACUAUGGGGUGUCCUCUUGUGAAGCAUGUAAAGCAUUCUUCAAAAGAACUAUCCAAGGAAAUAUUGAAUAUUCUUGCCCUGCCAAUGGUGACUGUGAAAUUACCAAAAGAAGGCGAAAGGCUUGCCAGGCAUGCAGAUUUCAAAAAUGUCUCCGAGUGGGCAUGCUCAGAGAAGGGGUUCGUCUGGAUCGAGUCCGUGGAGGAAGACAGAAGUACAAGCGCACCAUCGACUCUGGCCCUAUUGUGCAGCAGAUUUUUCCCAUGAUCAAGAAAGCCUGUGUAGAAACCACUAAGUCAGAUUUUUCUUCAGAUAACAAAAUUCUGUCACAACUCAUAAGCAUCGAGCAUCAGCUAGACAAACUGUACGUCAAUACUGAGUCAGAAAUCCUGGAGGGGGGAGAGGAGGUGCGCUUUCUUGCCACUGUAUCUGAUCUGGCUGACAGAGAGCUGGUGAUCACCAUCAGCUGGGCUAAACAGGUCCCAGGAUUCUGCACCCUAUCCCUCAGUGACCAGAUGAACCUUUUGCAGCAUUCAUGGUUGGAAAUCCUAUGUUUAAAUCUUGUAUUCCGUUCUUGUCCUUACAAUGGCUACCUCAAAUUUGCUGAGGAUCUUCAACUCUCUGUCGAUGAGUGUAAACUCUGUCACUGCUCUCCAGAACUUGACGGGCUGUCACGGAAACUUGCCAAAAAAUUCACUGACAUGGAGGUCACAAAGGAAGAAUAUCUCCUGCUGAAAGCCAUGACUUUAUGCAAUAUAGAUGUGGCAAUUGAGAAUAGCGAAGCAGUGAGACAGCUCCAAGACAAAUUACAAGAUUCCCUGAUUGAAUAUGUCAAAUACCGCUAUGUGGGUAAUCUCCGCCGAUUAGGACAUCUAUACAUGCUUCUCCCAGCUCUAAAUCACAUGAAAUUGCUUGCCAAGCAGUACUGGUUUGACGUGAAGAAAGAUGGAAGGAUCAUGAUGCACAAGCUUUUCCUGGAAAUGUUGGAGGCGGACUCUUGACGUUGAAAAUGGAAGGGAAAUAACUCUUAAAUAGUGUUAAGGUUUUUUUUUUCUUGACAAGCAUGUGAUAUAUUUUGUAAUUAAAGAAGCUUUCACAGAUUAAGAUUAGAGAGCAGAUGCAGUUCAUGGUAUAUUUUUAGUAUAAUUAUGCAAAGUUAGAUUUGUGUAAAAUUUUUGUUGUUUGAUUUUUUAAUUCUUUCUUGUUUAAAGUUUUUUUCUGUAUAUCAUGACAUAUGUGUGAUGUGCAUAGAACACAGACAUUGUAACCUGUGUGCUAUAACUGUGUGUAUAAGGUGGAAAAAAUUGUCGUAAUCUUAUCCAGAUCUCAAAGCUAUCGUAGUUAGACAUUUUAUUUUUUGUUUUCCAAGUUUUUUCCCAAGAUAUGCACAUGCAUGCAGAGAAUUGUUACAAGUUCUUUAAGAUUUCAGUUGUAAAGUAUACCCUUUUACAACAAAGGGUGAGAAAUUGUUACAUACUUAAUCAUAUUCAAAUUAUAUGCAAAUAGAUGUGGAAUUACCUGCAUCAUACCGAACCAUAUUGGAACUUGUAACAAAUCUUCUGUAUUUACCCCCAAUUGUUAGCAUCAGUAGUGCUAAACAUUGUGCCAAAUCUGCAACUUUGUUUCAUUGAUGAUAGACCAGGCUACAUAAUUUCCCCCCACAAUCCUUUCAUUCCAAUAUUUUGCCAUUUCCCAUAGUAGUUAUUGGCCCUAGUCUGAAGGCAGCAAAAAUAUAUAGGGGGAUUUCCCUGAACAAAUCCUUUGACUUCUAUAUGAUAGAUUCCCCCUUCAUAGUUUUUUUAACCAUAUGAGUACUGUUGGUCCUUCACUGCUGCUUGCUGGUGUUGACCAUUUGGAUCCCCAAUUGUUUCUCACAUGAGGGUCAAACAGUUGUCCAUUCAUUCCCACCUCUUUGUUGUUUAUCCAAACCAUUAUGAUUUUCCCCCCAGUUUAUUUGAUAGAAAGUUUGAACUCAGUGAAUAUGACAGCUUAGUGAAAAACAGAAUUUGUUAGAAAUUUCUUAUGAACGACUUUUUGUGUAUUCUGUGAUUGGAUGAAUAUGGACCAAUUAUCAUGAUGCAAAUUUACUAGUCAUAUUUAAACUCUAUCUGCUCAUGCAGAUUUCUGCACUGAUGUCCGUCCAUGGCAGAUGAUAUGUCUCCUUCUCUACAAAGGACCCUGGCUGAUACAACUGAUGGUUUGGAUACCCUGUGUAAACUUUACUUCUUCUAUUCUAAACAGAAAUACUUUUUUAGGG